CAGGGGGAGAGAACUCACCGUCAGGAAUGGUAUGAUAUCAAACAAAGGCAUCUGGCCAGCCUUGGCCUCAAGAACCCAGGCUUUUGGUGGACCUUCGCAGGAAGGUGUCCAAAUAGAUUACAGCCAUUAAUUAGCCUUCUGGAUAUUUCUAGUAAAGGCUGCUGGUUGGGUGUUACUGCCGGUGUGGCAGCAAAUAGGUUUCAGGAGUUUUCUGGUCAUGUUUCACGGGGUUUGUUGCUCAUAGAAUUUCUGUUUGGGAUGAGACUCAGCAGGUGGAAAGUUUCAUCUGGAGGCAUGGCCUUGAUUUUCUCAGAGACUGAGGACGAACGAAGGUAUGGUUCCGCUCACGAUAAACCAACAAAAUUGACAAGAAAAUAGCACCUGAAAAAAAAAUUAAUACCGAACACAAAACUAGAGAAAACAUUUAUUUUGCAUCAG
Messenger RNA from Tuber aestivum (summer truffle), 438 nucleotides. The record is from the annotation of a GenBank genome assembly. Lineage: Eukaryota; Fungi; Ascomycota; Pezizomycetes; Pezizales; Tuberaceae.